Molecule: messenger RNA, 1806 nt
Organism: Sinocyclocheilus grahami
Lineage: Eukaryota; Metazoa; Chordata; Actinopteri; Cypriniformes; Cyprinidae
Product: dual specificity mitogen-activated protein kinase kinase 2-like
Exons: 10
Coding region: 510-1517 (335 amino acids)
Biological process (GO): protein phosphorylation
Molecular function (GO): protein kinase activity; ATP binding
Source: RefSeq, a predicted model, not a curated record
AGAGUUGGCGCGGGAUCUGCGCUCUGAUGUUUCCGGGAACCUGCGGAGAGCAGCUGGGCCGAAGUUCACCGCGUCCUCCUCAUCCUCAGCCUCCUCUACCGGGGGAUAUUCCGCUCACCGGGACCGGCUUCACUCGCUACGGAGCUCGGGAACUCAUUUACCCUUACAUGAGAGAGACAGUGAGCGCUGACAGACGCUUUAAACCUCAGCAGACACUCGGACCGAUGCUAGCAAGCUAACAGCAUCCUCUCGCGCGGACCGGGAAAUCAAAAUAAUGUCUUUAUUUAUUACUUCUAGUUCAUUUAUACUAGUUUUAUAAAGUGAAUGUGCUUUUUUCUCAGGCACACGUGUGGUGUCAUGUGUGUUAGCGACAGUAGCACAUGUUGUUUAUAGGUUACAGGUGAUUUUACGGUUUGUUGACAAGCUGUAAAUCAGAGUUAUUAUACAGUAAAGCUCAGUCUGAGCUCGCCUUACAUUAAAGGUCUCCUCAGCCUUUUCAAGCAUCAGCCAUGGCUCCGAAAAAGAGACCAGAGCCCAUAGUUCUAACCGGAUCCGGAGAGGCACAGACGACCUCUACAUCCAUCGAUGCAGCUUCAGAAGCGAAUCUUGAGACCCUGCAGAAGAAGCUGGAAGAGCUGGAUCUGGAUGAGCAGCAGAAGAGGCGUCUGGCAGCUUUUCAGACGCAGAAAGCCAAUCUGGGCGACCUGAAAGAUGAUGAAUUCCAGCAUAUCUGUGAGCUGGGAGCUGGAAAUGGAGGUGUGGUUAAUAAAGUGUGCCACAAACCCUCUGGCCUCGUAAUGGCCCGGAAGGCCCUACAUCGUUCAGUCCCAGAGAUAUGGGGUCUCAAUGAGGCUCAAUGUCCGCUAUUUAGAAGAACUCUUAGUGACUGUCUUUUCUUGUUCACAGAUGUGAAACCUUCAAAUAUUCUGGUCAAUUCCCGCGGGGAGAUUAAACUGUGUGACUUUGGCGUGAGCGGGCAGCUCAUCGACUCCAUGGCCAACUCUUUUGUAGGAACGCGCUCGUACAUGUCGCCGGAGAGGUUGCAGGGCACUCAUUACUCGGUGCAGUCAGACGUGUGGAGUAUGGGUCUCUCUCUGGUGGAGCUGGCCAUCGGCCGCUAUCCCAUUCCUCCACCCGAUGCCAAGGAGCUGGAGGGCAUCUUCGGCAGGCCAGUGAUGGAUGUUAGGGAGACAGAGACACACAGUACGUCUGCUCGACCCAGACCCCCCAGCAGACCCGUCAGCGGUCACGGGCCCGUCAUGGCUAUAUUUGAGCUGCUGGAUUAUAUAGUCAAUGAGCCGCCCCCUAAACUCCCUCAUGGCGUCUUCACUCCUGAUUUCCAGGACUUUGUGACCAAAUGUCUGAUUAAAAACCCUGCAGACCGAGCGGACCUAAAGAUGCUGAUGAAUCACACGUUUAUUAAGCGCUCAGAGGUGGAGGAGGUGAACUUCGCUGGAUGGUUGUGUAAAACGGUGGGGCUCAAUCAGCCCAGCACACCCACCCAAACAGCUGAAUGACACAAACACACACUCUCUCUCUCUCUCUCUCACACACACACACACACACAACCCACGAUUCCCCUACAGAAUACAAACGUUUACAGCCUGUCUGAUGGAACACCUGCAAAGCUGCUUAUUUUACACUUUGACUUCAAUAUUCAUGGGUGAAUCUCAUGGAUCCAGUCAAGAACAUGAACAUUUGAUGCUCAAAACAAAGAAACAAGAGAUGCAUGUAUUUUGAUGAAAGAAAAUUAAGAUCUUGCAUCAUGUGAUCUUUGUCUUGCCAAAAAAGUGCAUUUGCCCCCCC